Molecule: messenger RNA, 1290 nt
Organism: Thunnus maccoyii (southern bluefin tuna)
Lineage: Eukaryota; Metazoa; Chordata; Actinopteri; Scombriformes; Scombridae
Product: ankyrin repeat and MYND domain-containing protein 2-like
Exons: 10
Coding region: 1-1290 (429 amino acids)
Biological process (GO): regulation of smoothened signaling pathway
Molecular function (GO): protein binding
Source: RefSeq, a predicted model, not a curated record
AUGGCUACACCUCAGAAGGGAGAUUUGUCAGCAUCUGAGAGGAAAAUCCUGCAAGUUAUUGCUGCUGGAGAUGUACAUGAAGCUACCCAGCUGCUCAGUAGCAACAAAGUACGAGUCAACUGUCUGGAUGAGUAUGGCAUGACUCCACUGAUGCAUGCAGCCUAUAAGGGCAAGGCAGAUAUGUGUCGUCUGCUGCUUCAGCAUGGGGCGGAUGUCAACUGCAACCAGCAUGAAUAUGGAUACACCGCUCUCAUGUUUGCCGGCCUAUCAGGGAAGACGGACAUCACCUCUAUGAUGCUGGACGCAGGAGCAGAGACAGACUUGGUGAACUCUGUGGGUCGCACUGCUGCUCAGAUGGCAGCUUUUGUAGGCCAGCAUGACUGUGUAACAGUAAUCAACAACUUCUUUUCGCGGGUGAGGCUGGACUACUACACCAGACCACAGGGGCUGGAGAGGGAGCCCAAACUGCCCCCUGGGUUGGCAGGACCACUGCACAAGAUCAUCAUGACAACCAACCUCAACCCAGUCAAGAUAGUCAUGCUGGUGAAGGAGAACCCUGUGCUGGUGGACGUGGCAGCUCUGGAGAAGUGUUAUCAGGUGAUGGACCUGCUUUGUGAGCAGUGUGUGAAACAGCAAGACAUGAAUGAGGUCCUGGCCAUGAAGAUGCACUACAUAAGCUGCGUGCUACAGAAAUGUCUGGCCUUCCUACAGAAACGGGAUGACAAGCUGGACGCACUUGUCAAGAGCCUGUUGAGGGGGAGAGACUGUGACGGCUUCCCACAGUACCAGGAGAAGUUCAUUCGGGACUGCAUCAGGAAGUUUCCGUACUGCGAAGCCACACUGCUUCAGCAGCUGGUGAGGAGCAUUGCACCGGUAGAGAUUGGCAAUGACCCAACAGCGUUCUCAGUGUUGACCCAGGCCCUGACAGGCCAGAUGGCAUUUGUGGACGCUGACUACUGUGCUACAUGUGGGGAGAGGGGAGCAGACAAGAGAUGCUCUCUUUGUAAAGCAGUGAUUUACUGCAGCUUGACCUGCCAAAAGCUUCACUGGUUCACCCAUAAAAGGAUGUGCAGGUCCCUGCAGGGGCAGGAUGCCAAUCAGGAGAGGGACACUCCAAGGCUGAAAGAGCUGAAAGAUGAUGAGAGUGACCUGGUGAUGGAGACAGCCAACUUCCUGCAGGAGCUGUGUCUGCGGGCAGAGGAGAAGGUGGCUGCUGCUGGAGGCUGCCCUGCAGAGCUGCUGGCCUGUCCAUCCACCUCUGUUGAGGGACCGUCCUACACCCAGGACUGA